Messenger RNA from Leptosia nina, 1914 nucleotides. The record is from the annotation of a GenBank genome assembly. Lineage: Eukaryota; Metazoa; Arthropoda; Insecta; Lepidoptera; Pieridae.
AUGGAAAACGGCGAAACAUUUUUAUCAUGUGCGGCGACUGUUGAGUGGAUGACUCCCCAGGGUUCGAUUAUUCGAAAAAUUACACUGAAAUCGGCAUCCCUGCGAUUAAUUAGAAAUGAGUUUCGUGACAUGUUUAUGGAAGUAAGUGGUGAUAAGCACGCUGCAACGAGACUUGCACUAAAAGGUAUAAAUGUAUUCAAAAAGUUCAUGGCUGAAGGGAAAGCUAGCAUUAAAUUUCAAGAAGCCGGUUGUACAGUUUUUAUAUCUAAUGCACCUCCAACGAAUCUCGUUUCUUUCUUAAGAACGAUUUUUGUGAAAAUGACUGGUGAUAGAGAGAAAUCCUUAAACACAACACCUUCCAAACAGACUGUCCGUGCGAAGCUUUUAAGCGGUAAGGCACAAGCUUUCGAAGAAAUAAGCCCCGUGACUGUAGCAGAUUUGUGCAAUGCAAAAAGUAAGAUAAGUAAAUCGACUACAACAACUCCUUCCCCACCUUCAAAAAAACGUAAACAUGAAGAUAUUGGCAAAGGACCUGCACCUAAAAAGCUGUAUUCCCCAUCACCUCUUACUACUACAAGUUUGCUAAAUUCUGAACAGCAGAGAGUAUUGGAGGCAUGCAUUAGCGGCAAAAACAUAUUUUUCACUGGGUCUGCUGGAACCGGAAAGAGUUUUUUAUUAAAAAGAAUUGUAGCAGCAUUACCUCCUGAUGUAACAAUGCCUACUGCCUCAACAGGAGUAGCUGCUUGCCACAUAGGGGGUACAACUCUUCAUGCUUUCGCUGGAAUCGGGGAUGGCACUGGUUCAAUAGAAACUUUAUGCAGCAAGGCCUUGAAAUUACCACUAGUUGCUCAGAAAUGGAGAAAGUGUAAACAUCUUAUUAUAGAUGAAAUAUCCAUGGUUGAUGGAGCUUAUUUUGAGAAACUUGAAACAGUGGCCCGGCAUGUACGAAACAAUGACAAACCUUUUGGUGGAAUACAACUGAUUUUGUGCGGUGACUUUUUACAGUUACCUCCUGUUGUAGACAAAAGUAAAACAGGGAAACGAUUUUGUUUUCAGACUGCAUGCUGGGAAAAGUGUAUUGAUUUAUGUUUUGAAUUAAAAGAAGUGCAUCGGCAAACAGAUAAAGAAUUUGUAUCUAUACUAAAUAGUAUAAGAAUAGGUAGAGUAACAAAGGAAAUAAGUGAGCGCCUUGUAAGAACAGCUACACAUAAAAUUGAAAGCGACGGAAUUCUCGCAACCCGCUUAUGUUCUCACACUAAUGAUUCAAAAAUGAUAAAUAACUCCAAGUUGCGAGAUUUGAAGGGAGAAGAAAAGGUAUAUUCAGCACAAGAUAGUGACAAUGCCACUACUUUGCUAGAUAUACAAACUAUAGCACCCAAUAAAUUAGUUUUAAAAAUAGGUGCACAAGUCAUGUUGUUGAAAAAUAUUAAUGUCAAUUCUGGCUUGGUUAACGGUGCCAGAGGGGUAGUUGUAAGGUUUGAUGAAGGAUUACCAGUUGUACGAUUUAAAAAUAAAAAGGAAUAUACAGCUAGAACGGAACGAUGGUAUGUUAAAAACUCUAAUGGCUCUCUCUUAUGUAGAAGGCAAGUGCCAUUGAACUUGGCUUGGGCAUUUUCCAUCCAUAAGUCACAAGGCCUUACCCUAGAUUGUGUUGAAAUGUCUCUAUCGAAGAUCUUUGAAGCUGGACAGGCAUAUGUUGCAUUAAGUCGAGCGCAGAGUUUAGAAACCUUGAGAGUGUUGGAUUUUGACUCACGGCAUGUCUGGGCGAAUCCUGACGUCUUAGAAUUCUAUCAAAAGUUUAGACGAAGGCUACAACAGAUGGAGUUAAUACCACUUGGAAGACCAUUAGCAGAUAAAAGUAACAAAAAGGGAAAGCUAAGAGAAAUCUUAGAAAAACAAUUACGGAAGAAAUAA